Molecule: messenger RNA, 721 nt
Organism: Tinamus guttatus (white-throated tinamou)
Lineage: Eukaryota; Metazoa; Chordata; Aves; Tinamiformes; Tinamidae
Source: RefSeq, a predicted model, not a curated record
UAGAGAGCCUUCCUGCGUCCCGCUAUGACAGGAUGUUCAGGAAAGGGAAGAAGCGGCACAGCAGCAGCAGCUCGCAGAGCAGCGAGGUCAGCACGAAGAGCAAGUCUGUAGAUUCCAGUCUUGGGGGCCUUUCCAGGUCUAGUACUGUUGCUAGUCUAGAUACAGACUCUACCAAAAGCUCAGGUCAAAGCAAUAGCAAUUCUGAUACAUGUGCAGAAUUCAGAGUUAAAUAUGUGGGUGCCAUUGAAAAGCUGAAAGAUAACGAGAGCAAAAAUCUGGAAGGGCCUUUGGACUUGAUUAAUUACAUAGAUGUUGCACAGGCUUUUGUUUGUUUCCCUCCAAAGCAAGAUGGAAAGUUACCUUUUGUUCCAGGUGAAGAGGAGUUUAUUAUGGGAGUCUCCAAAUAUGGCAUAAAAGUUUCAACAUCUGAUCAAUAUGACGUGCUGCACCGCCACGCGCUCUACCUCAUCGUGCGCAUGGUCUGCUACGACGACGGGCUGGGCGCCGGCAAGAGCCUGCUCGCCCUCAAGACAACAGAUGCGGCCUCCGAAGAGUGCAGCCUCUGGGUCUACCAGUGCAGCAGCCUGGAACAGGCACAAGCUAUUUGCAAAGUGUUAUCCACAGCCUUUGAUUCAGUUUUGAUGCUGGAGAAGUCCUGAUGUGCUGCAGCAGCCUCUGCCUGCAGCCCCCGCAGCCUCAGUGUGAGGAGGGAAGGGGCCUC